Messenger RNA from Sipha flava (yellow sugarcane aphid), 573 nucleotides. Its product is annotated as zinc finger BED domain-containing protein 5-like. The record is from RefSeq and is a predicted model, not a curated record. The transcript has a single exon. NCBI's taxonomy places the organism in Eukaryota, Metazoa, Arthropoda, Insecta, Hemiptera, Aphididae. The coding region runs from base 1 to 573 and encodes 190 amino acids.
AUGGUUAAAAAAGGCGAUAAAGCAGUAUGUAUUUUAUGUUCAACCACAAUAGUAUGUAGAACAUCAUCUGUUAAACGACAUUAUGAAACUAAUCAUAAUUUUCUUUUGAAAAAAACAAAAGAAGAACAAAAAGAGUAUAUUCUACAAGCAAUUAAGAACAACAAUUUGCAGACAAAUACAUUAAUGAAGUUUGUAGGUAGCAAUUCAAAUAUUGUUGCCGCAAGUUUUGCUGUAUCAAAUGUCAUUGCAAAACGCGGAAAGCCCUUUUGCGAUGGAGAAUAUAUUAAAGAUUUGAUGCUGGAAACUGCAUCAUUUCUAUUUGAAGAUUUUUCUAAUAAAGAUAAAAUUAUGCAACGCAUAAAGGAUUUACCAAUAACCAGAAAUACUGUAAAAGAUCGGAUUUUAAAAAUUGCAGAAAAUAUCUUAAAUCAACAAAUUGCAGAUUUUAAGUUGUGCAAUGUAUUUUCAAUUUGUCUUGACGAGAGCACUGAUAUUACUGGUUCAGCUCGAUUAUCUAUAUUUAUUAGAUAUUUUGUUGGUAGUGAAAUUAAACUUGGUGUCAUACAAAUCUAG